AGAGGGUUUGAGGAAAAACAAAAGAACUAGAUGUAGCAUAUCAGAGGGUCAGGGGUAGCCUCACCCGUCAUACAUGGGAAGGUCAACCCCCAAGAUGCCUCAGUACUAACUAACCAAUGCCAGCUAAAUAGCAGAGCUCAGGUCAAGAAUUCUCCAUCUUCAAUUCCAUUCUCUUCCUGCUUCCUGCCUCCUCCCAUGAUGCAGAGAUGGAGCAGAAAGAAAUCCCAUUUUCCUUUGGCGGUAUUUGUCUUGCUCGUCUUCAUAACUUGUUCAAUUCUUUAUAACGAAACUAGCAUUAAACAAAUCCAUGAACACCCAGAUCAUCUCCCUCGCAAGCCACAAACUACCGUUACUUACAUAGAGCCAAAUCUCGUUACCCACUCGACCCGAGUUCCAGAAGUUUUGGAUAGGUUCGUUAGAUGCAACGUUACUAAAGACUACAGUGGUAAGAAAAUCCAAUGGGUUGAUCGGAAACCGAAAUUGGGUCAACGGAGCGAGAGUUUGGAGAGCUGUGAUGUGUUUUCGGGUAAAUGGGUAUUUGAUAAUAAAUCGUGCCCGCUUUAUAAUGAGUCGGAUUGUCCGUACAUGUCUGACCAAUUGGCAUGUCACAAGCAUGGAAGGUCCGAUUUGGGAUACCAGUACUGGAGGUGGCAACCUCACAACUGCAAUUUGAAGAGAUGGAAUGUUACUGAAAUGUGGGAGAAGUUGAGAGGGAAGAGACUGAUGUUUGUGGGUGAUUCACUAAAUAGAGGGCAAUGGAUAUCAAUGGUAUGUUUGUUACAGUCAGUGAUCCCAGCGGAUAAGAGAUCUAUGUCUCCAAAUGCUCCUCUUACCAUUUUCAGGGCAGAGGAAUACGAUGCUACUGUGGAAUUUCUAUGGGCCCCACUUCUUGUUGAUUCUAAUUCUGAUGACCCUGUGAAUCAUAGAUUGAAUGAGCGGAUAAUUCGUCCAGAUUCAGUUCUAAAGCAUUCAUCAAAGUGGGAACAUGCUGAUAUACUAGUUUUCAACACAUACUUGUGGUGGAGACAAGGCCCUGUUAAGUUGUUAUGGAGCAAUGAAGAAAAUGGGGUUUGCGAGGAAUUAGAUGGAUUAGGAGCUAUGGAAUUGGCAAUGGAGUCAUGGGCAGACUGGGUAGCUUCUAAGGCCAAUUCCCUUGAGAAACGGGUCUUCUUCGUUACCAUGUCUCCAACACAUCUCUGGAGCCGGGAGUGGAAGCCUGGAAAUGAAGGAAAUUGCUAUAAUGAGAAGUUCCCUAUUGAUUGGGAGGGCUAUUGGGGAAGUGGCUCUGACUUGCCUACAAUGCGUAUGGUAGAAAGAGUCCUCAGCAGAUUGGGUUCAACCGUUUCUGUUCUUAAUAUCACUCAGUUAUCUGAGUAUCGAAAAGAUGGCCACCCUUCCAUCUACCGAAAAUUUUGGGAGACACUGAGCCCUGAUCAGUUGUCGAAUCCUAUGACGUACUCUGAUUGCAUACAUUGGUGCUUACCUGGCGUGCCUGAUGUAUGGAAUGAAUUACUAUUCCAUUUUUUGUAAUGCAAAUAUAUGCUUUCAGCCCUUAGCCGUUUCAAAUAGCAAUAGGAAGAAAUUUCAGUGAAGCUGAUCGUGUGUGUUCCUGGAACAGAAUGGCUAAACUGCUGCUUAAACUCCUGAUACUGUGGAAGAAAUGAUCGGAAAGAGCAUGUGAUUCUGGGGGCUAGCGAUUAGGCUAGCAAAAGCUCAAGUGCUGUGCAAAUACUGAUCGUGUAUAUAUGUAGAAUGGCUCACAGGAACAUAAACGAAAAUAUUGUUUUGAUUCAACCCUGAUUUACUGGGACAAUAACGGAACAAGCCCUAGAUUCUUGUGGAUUGUGUAUUGAAAUUUCAGAUUAAUAAUGAAGUUAGCAGAUAUGGUCCUAUA
This is a messenger RNA of Hevea brasiliensis (rubber tree), 1894 nucleotides long. RefSeq names its product protein trichome birefringence-like 35. The record is from RefSeq and is a predicted model, not a curated record. Gene Ontology annotation, cellular component: Golgi apparatus. Lineage: Eukaryota; Viridiplantae; Streptophyta; Magnoliopsida; Malpighiales; Euphorbiaceae. Bases 196 to 1530 code for a protein of 444 amino acids. The transcript is spliced from 6 exons. Gene Ontology annotation, molecular function: O-acetyltransferase activity.